This is a messenger RNA of Chroicocephalus ridibundus (black-headed gull), 696 nucleotides long. Its product is annotated as basic proline-rich protein-like. The coding region runs from base 1 to 696 and encodes 231 amino acids. The transcript is spliced from 2 exons. The record is from RefSeq and is a predicted model, not a curated record. Lineage: Eukaryota; Metazoa; Chordata; Aves; Charadriiformes; Laridae.
AUGGAAGUUCAGAUUAUCUCCAAGCACACCGGCAAGAGGCACCAGCUGAACAGCCAACAGAGACACCUGAGCCCACGAGCCUUAUUCCCCACCGGGUUAGAAGAGCGCGUUCCCGCGGAGCGGCCCCACGGCUGCCUGCAGCCCCAGACCAAGCAGGCGAGGCGACCCGGGGACGCGGCAGCGGGCAGACAGCCGCCCAGGCAGGCGGCCUCCCCGGGCCGGACACCUUCUUCCCGCCCGCACGGCCCGCGCUACGCCGGCCAGCGGCGUGAGCGGUCACCGAGACGCGGACCCGCAGCCCGGGCCGGCCCACGAGGCCCGAAGCGCUCCGAGGAGCCCGCCAAAACACCGCCCGCCCCCGACGGGCCCUCACGGCCGCCGGUAAGGCCGCGGGGCCUCGGCAAGACGGAGGGGAGGGGGGCACCGGGCCGCCCUCGGCUCUCUCUCCCCACCCCCGCGGCCCCUCACUCACGCUGCGGGCCGGGCCAGGCCGGGCCGCGGCGGGUCUGGCGAGGCCCCGCGGCGGCCCCCGACGCCCCUCGGAGCCGCCCGUCGCCGCGCAAAACGCCGGAAGCGCAACCCCCGCCGCACAAAGCCAUUACAUCAUCGCGCCGCGACGGCGCCUUGCCCCUCGCCCCCCCCCCACCUGCGCCAAUCACCUCCUUCCCCCGCGACGUCACGCGCGCGCCGCGGUGA